AUGUCGGUCAUGUCCAUGUCUGCUCUCGUGCAACCUUGGGGAGGGCGUGCGCAUGCACAUGAGAUGCAGCUCCCAAGGCAGCAGCUGGAGAGGGGCGUGUGUGAGAGUGUAGCAUACUCCGUACUGGCAGUCGUUUUAGAGGGCGCUGAACAUCACGACUACGGAAUCAGCCCUGCUGCUGCCACCUCUGCUGCUGCUGUCUCUGCUGCUGCUGCCACCUCUGCUGCUGCUGUCUCUGCUGCUGCUGCCACCUCUGCUGCUGCUGUCUCUGCUGCUGCUGCUGUCUCUGCUGCUGCUGCUGUCUCUGCUGCUGCUGUCUCUGCUGCUGCUGUCUCUGCUGCUGCUGCCUCUGCUGCUGCUGUCUCUGCUGCUGCUGCCUCUGCUGCUGCCGCGCCUGUCGCCGCCGGCACGCUCCUUAAUUCUGGAGAUCGCGACAUUGACGUUCGUGGUUUUGUGUGGGCUACGGGCAUUUCCAUCAGGGCACACUAUAAAGGGGUGUGUGGUCAUGGAAGUGCUGGUGUAGGCGCAGCAAAUUCAAGAUUCUUGACUGUUCAAAUAGGACUACUCUCUGUAAUUGUGUGUUGGAUGUCAAAUCUUCUGUGGUGUGGCCAGUGGUCACGCCUUGCGAUGGGCUGGGCUGGGUACAUGCUCCGUAUUUUCGUAUCCGUACGCUCACGGAAGUACCUGACUGAGGUAGAACCUUCCUAUCCCGACAACCCAAAUCUCACCUGA
Molecule: messenger RNA, 732 nt
Organism: Trichoderma reesei QM6a
Lineage: Eukaryota; Fungi; Ascomycota; Sordariomycetes; Hypocreales; Hypocreaceae
Exons: 7
Coding region: 1-732 (243 amino acids)
Source: RefSeq, a predicted model, not a curated record